Messenger RNA from Styela clava, 2734 nucleotides. Its product is annotated as sorting nexin-2-like. Gene Ontology annotation, molecular function: phosphatidylinositol binding. NCBI's taxonomy places the organism in Eukaryota, Metazoa, Chordata, Ascidiacea, Stolidobranchia, Styelidae. The record is from RefSeq and is a predicted model, not a curated record. Gene Ontology annotation, cellular component: endosome membrane; endosome. Gene Ontology annotation, biological process: early endosome to Golgi transport.
GUCUGAUUGUACAUUCUGACAUUAUAGGCCUAGUAUCUGAGUAUCGUAAAAAACUAUUUAGGUACCGGUACUAUUAGAAAUAAAAAUGUCCGACAGUCGUGAGCCACCACCAGAUGAUGAUGAUUUAUAUGAUUUGGAUGAAAAAGAUGAUAUGUUCACUUCUACAAAAGAGACGCCUCAGGAAGAGAUUGAUUUGAAUGACGAAAAAGAGGACUCUGCUCCACCCGUUGAUGUGGACACAGAUAAAAAGUUCCAACUAGUAGAUAAUAGUGGUGAUGCUCCUCAGAAAAAAGAGGAUGAACAUUUGACCCAGGAAGUAUCUAAACCAGAGGAGGAGGAUGAUGAUCUUUUUAAAGAUGCAGAUACAGCUGAAAUGUCAGAUGUUACGCUGGAUAAAACACCCGAGUCUCCUGAGCCAAAACCUAUGGAGACAAAACCUGAGAAACCAAAAGUUGAAGUAAAAGAAGUUAAAGAAGAAAUUAAAAAAGAAGAGAAAGUUGAAGAUAAAGAUGAUAUGUUUGAUCUCGAGGAAGAUAAAGACAAAGUACAUGAUUUGAAUAUCUCUGUUUCUGAGCCACAUAAGAAGGGAGAAGGAAUGAACGCUUAUAUGACAUAUAAAGUCAAAACCAAGACUACAAUGCCGAUGUUCAAACGUCCUGAACUGGUCGUCGACCGUCGUUUCAGUGAUUUCCUCGGCCUUCAUGAGAAACUUGUUGCUAAGCAUCGCCAUGUCGGACGUAUUGUUCCCCCUGCCCCCGAGAAAAGUUUGGUUGGUAUGACGAGAGUAAAAAUGUCAAAAACCGAAGAAGAAGCUCAGGCCAUAGAUUUCAUCGAGCGACGUCGGGCUGCACUAGAAAGAUAUUUGAACAGAUUAGGACGACAUACUGUUCUAUUACAAGAUCCUGAUUUCAGAGAUUUUCUUGAACAAGACGAGUUGCCGCAAGCAACGAGUACCAGAGCAUUGAGUGGGGCCGGUAUGAUGCGUCUCAUGAAAAAUGUGGAAGGAGCGAUAAGCAAAAUAACGAUACGCAUGACUGAGGAUGACGUUUGGUUUGAAGAGAAGCAACAACAGAUUGAAAGUUUGGACAACAAACUGAGGAUGCUACACAGUGCUGUCGAAGAUUUGGUCCGACAUAGAAAAGAGCUUGCCAGCAAUACUGCUUCGUUCGCAAAGAGCGCUGCCACUUUGGGAAACUCUGAAGAACAUACUGCAUUGUCUCGAGCUCUUGCUCAACUAUCUGAAGCUUUUGAAAAGGUCGAAGGGCUCCACCAGGAGGUUGCAAAUUCCGAUUACUACAAUGUUGCUGAAGUUAUCGGAGAUUAUAUUAGAAUCAUUGGAGAGAUAAAGGAAGUGUUCCAAAUUCGUGUUAAAAGUUGGCACAACUGGCAAACUGCUGAACAGAACUUGGCCAAAAAGAAGGAAUUGGAGUCUAAACUCCAACAGCAAGGACGAAAUGACAAACUACCAAAUGUACAAUCUGAAAUUAAGGAGCUUGAGAGCAGAGUGAAAACAUGCAAGCAAGAAUUUGACGAUCUAUCUACAACGAUUAAAAAAGAAAUCAUGAAAUUCGAGCAAAACAGAGUCAUGGAUUUCAAGCAAAUCAUUCUGGUAUUUUUGAAGAUGUUGAUGAAAAGCCAAGAACAGAACAUCAAGUUCUGGGAAGGCUUUCUUCCAGAGGCAAGAGCAAUAGCCUGAGAGAGAUAUUGUUUGAAAAUUGACAGAUCCUGAUGAUUCCCGAUAUUAAGAUGAUUAUGAGAUUUCUAAUCAAGAUUGACACUACCAUUGCAGAAUGGAUGGAGAGUGUCCCUUUACCUUAUGAAUGGCCUCUUAAAUUGUGAUAUAUAUCGAUAUACGCAUUAUUAUUAUAUUCCCAAUAUUUUCAUUUUUUAAUAGAAAUUCAAUGAUAAUGUUCCUUUCAAAAUUACAAAAUUAGUGCCAGGUGCAUAAAAUUCCACCAUCAAGUGCCUCUUUAAUAAUAUCAGCGAUUCAGCCCCUUUUCUGUCAAUUGAUUCACAUUUGUAAAAGGUAUCAUGAAAGAUAAUUGGAGUUUCGAUUAGCAGUCUAUAUGUUUUUUUAAUUGCUAUUAGCCCAAGUUUAUAUGCUUUGCGUUGUCAGAUUGAUUUGAUAUCCAUGCGUAUUGUGUCAUCUUUGUCUAAGACCAAUUGUAACCAUGUAUACCAUAAAUUUUAUAUUAUCAUGUCAUGUGCAAUGUAGUCCUUAAUGUUUAAACAUAUUUGAAUCUGGAGCAUUGAUUAUUUAAUUUUUAAAUUCUGGAUUAAAAUCCCCCAAAUAAGAGCACAAAUCACAAUGUUCAUGCAUCUAUAGGAUUCAAACUAGUUAUCUUUCUUACCAGUUACCUGGAAUGGUAACCAAUCAGUUAUCCGCCUAUAUCUUCACGGUAGAAAUUUGAAAAGCUUAGGCUACCUCCAUCUUGUGCUGUAUUUUGUAAACAGCAUGGAUAACAGUAAAACGUUGACUUUUCACCGAUCUUCCAUAUGGAAUAGCAUUUUAGAAUGAGGUUUCAAUAUUCCAAAUUGUUUUAUUCCGCAUAUAAAAGCAGUUAUCGAUUUGAAAGCCACAAAAAAUUUGUCUACGCCUAGAAAAUCAAAGAAAUCCACUCUGUUGCCCUCCUGCUUCUAUUCCUAAUUGUAUCUCUUGUGUGUGAUGUCUAGUGUGAUGAGACAACAUGUUAUGUAAUUUACACAUUAAUAAUGAUAAUCUAUUGCUAUAAGA